Messenger RNA from Fusarium graminearum PH-1, 1356 nucleotides. RefSeq lists its product as uncharacterized. The transcript has a single exon. Lineage: Eukaryota; Fungi; Ascomycota; Sordariomycetes; Hypocreales; Nectriaceae. The record is from RefSeq and is a predicted model, not a curated record. Bases 527 to 826 code for a protein of 99 amino acids.
AUGGCAUUCUUCCCGCCCGAGGACUUUUCCCUUGACCCACGCUUCAUAGAGCUGCAGGAAGAACUCAGAUCCGUUCUGUUUGCGGGCUUGUCUGCGCUAUCGCCCAGCGCGUCGUGUACACCAGAGGCAGAAGCGACACCUACACAGUCGCCACAAACACUUGACUUUUCUAAUGUCACUGUCAAUAUUCCUCAUGAUAGGUUAAUAUGCUAUCUCCAGAAUUGGGUCACAGAAUGUGCACCCUAUCUGGACAAAUUCGAUGAGGACAAACACUUUCAGAUCCAUGUACCGCUCAUGGCGCAGAAGUCGCCGGCUCUUUUAUAUGCCAUGCUUGCAUUCUCGUCAAGGCAGAUGGAGAGGAGAGGGCUGACGCGUGAAGGUGGCUGUGACAGUCUUGAGCUCUAUCAGGAGAGCAUCAGAUUACUCAGUCCGGGACUACAAGCCAAAGACCCGAAUAUGUUGGUAACAGCCUGUAUUCUGGCAGUCUUCGAGUUGUUGUCGGGUGGGUCCAAGAACUGGAAGCGCCAUGUUGAGGGUUGUGCUUCACUAUUCGAAUUCUUUGGAGUCAACGGCUUCUCUGGCGGUCUACCACAAGCCGUCUUUUGGUGCUAUGCGCGUCAAGAAUUGUGCGGAUCGAUCAUUUCAGAGGGAACAGAGACGACAGUCCUCCCUCUAUCAAAAUGGACACCUUCUGUACCGGAUUCGUUGGUUUCUUCAGAGCAGAUCGAAACAUACGUACGGGACAUGUUCCACGAGAGAAGCCGAGAUUCACCCGACAUGCAAGCCAACUGGGCUAUAUAUCUAUGUACAAAAGUCUGCGACCUAAGGUUCCGAAGGACGCAAAGUCUAGAGCUCGGACGGCCAGAUCUCCAAGACGACAGGCCGUUCUCAGAACAGUGGCAACAGCUUUGGAACGAGUUGCAAUACUGGCUUGACCAACGCCCUACAACAAUGAAACCGAUAAGCAUGGUGGAAGCAGGUGAUAAGCAGAUUUUCCCAGCUAUGCUUUUCCCUCACUGGGCUGCUAUUUCGAGCAACCAGAUAUAUCACACUGCGUGUAUCUUGAUGCUGGAAAUGCGCAAUCUGGGACAUGAGCUAGAUUACCAAUGUUUGGCUCUGUGGCAUGCUCGUCAAGUUUGUGGCAUCUCGUGUGCUAACCUCCAUCCUGGCAGUUUGGUCAAUUCCAUACAGCCGCUUUACGUCGCUGGGAAGCUGUUCUCACAUGUCAAUGAGAGGAAACAAAUAGCUAGACUUCUUAAAUCGAUUGAUCGGACGACUGGUUGGGGUGCGCUUUGGAGAUUGACGGAUCUCGAGGCUGAAUGGGGUUACGAUGCUGGGGCGAUUCUAAAGACUUUA